Molecule: messenger RNA, 5511 nt
Organism: Plasmodium fragile
Lineage: Eukaryota; Apicomplexa; Aconoidasida; Haemosporida; Plasmodiidae
Exons: 1
Coding region: 1-5511 (1836 amino acids)
Source: RefSeq, a predicted model, not a curated record
AUGAUAAACAGUGGACAUGUAAAGAACGAAAUGGAACAGUUGUGUAAAUUUUUUCAGUAUGACAAUAACAACUCUUUUUUGUGUAAUGACUAUUGUGAACAUAUGAACAGCUUUUUUGCGAGUGAAGGUCAAAUGUAUUUUGGUGAAAAAUACGAUUUUGACUCAUUCGAUAAGUUUGCAAAUUUUCCUGUACUUAGUCCAAUUUGCAAAUUAUCAAAUUUUAAAAAAAUUCAAAGGGAAUAUUUUGCCAAAGGAGAGAAAAACCGAUAUGGCAAAAAUGCCGUUUUUAAAAAAAUUAUAAAAAAUCAUCUACACGCCGUUGAAAAGUACACACGUAAGUUGGGGACUGGAGCCAGAGCGGAGUUGCCUACAUGUCGGAAAAGAAGUAAAAAAAGAAGAGGCGAAAAUGGCUUUCCCAUUAAGUCCAAAAAUGUCCUCCGUAAAUAUUUCAACAUAGAGGAGAGGAAUUCAAGGACAGCAAAAAAUUCUCAAAACAGGGCACAUGUUGUUAAACUUAACAGCUGUAAUGGACAGAAGCAAUCAGUUAGAAAGAUCCCCCCAAAGGAAAAACUUCUGCACCGGGAUCCCCAAAUGUCAAGUGAUGAAAAGGGGAAAUUCUUAAAAAGGAUAAACUUACAUUUCAGCAAUUUUGAGAGCAGAGGCAUAGACAUUCUUGUCUCCCCAGACGAUGUGAAAGGGGUUAACGGACUUUUCCUUUUGCGUAAAAGACAAACUAACCAGUUGGAAGAAGACCCAGAUGACAAAUCAACCAAGUCGGAAGGUGUUCACAGGAAUGAACACUUUUGUCCACAUGACCAAAGGGUUCACAUUGUGCCGUAUGACGAUAUAGAAUUUUACAAACUCAUGAGAAAACGGCUGAGGAACAAGUGCAAAAAUGCAGCUGGCUUCCCCACAACCAACCGUUGGAGCAAUACACCCUACGCAAAAAGAAAAGCGAUACAGGUGCUCUGCCGAAAUGGAAGCUGCACAGGGGGAAAAGCGGAUAAUAAACACGAGGGAGACCAAAUUGAAGACAAAGUAUACACACUUCAUUCCCCUGCACAUAUACAGACAGACCUCGAAAGAAAUAACGCAGUACAAAAUGGUAACGACCAACCCUUUGUCAAUUUGGGUAGGGUCAAAUAUAAGUGCCUGAACAAAUACCAUUCACUGUUGGGUUACCAAAAUGGUUGCGCUCACGACCGCUGCGAAAACAACAAGAUAGGAAUGGCGAAACCACAUUGUGCUGGUGCAGCAGGGGGGACUACGAAAUGGUUUUCCUGUAGCGACAGAGAUGUGAUUUUUAGCAAUAGGCAAAAAAGCUGUGGAUGGUAUUCUACCGAAGAGGCAACCCCAAAUGGCAUGAACUCAUCUCGAAUGGGUCAUUCUAAUGGUAAGGAUGCCCUUUAUGAAAAGGUAACAAAUGGGAACGAAAAUGAUAAUAAGUUUUACAUAACAAGCAGCACCACGUGCACGAGCGCAUCCAAAUCUGAGGCUAACCCCAUGGAUGACAUUUGUAUGGAUGAGCGUAAAGACGGUUCUGUCUCAUCGGAACAGUUCAAAAAAAUAUACGAGCACGGAAAUAUGGAAGAAAGAAAUAAUGAGCACACGAAUGACAUACAGGAUGUGGGGACACACUUAUUUGUGAAGAACAUGGUACGACCUCUACCCAUGGGCGAAUCUGAACAAGGGGGCAUAUGUUGCCAAUCCAAGUUGAGUGAAAAUGUUUCAAAGCUGCAUUUUAAGCAUGCACAGGUAGAGGAGGACAAUUUGAAUAAUUACCAAAACGAAGCGUUAAUCAGCAUGGUCUGGGAUUACCAAUGUGGACACGGUAGGAUGUUAGGUGAUAGGAGGGGAGAGUUUCCCCAUGGCAGAGAUUUAUCACCGCGUAAUGCGCGUGUACACCAUGCGGAACGAAGUUACGUAAGUAUAACUCAUUCACAAUGUAAUAGCAACCAACUUGUAUCGCUGCGAACAAAGUCACUAAAUGAAGAAGAAGAAAAGAACGAAAUGGAGAAUAACCCCCGUGAGGGAAGAGGUAUACUGGGGGACAAAAUACCAAGUUACCCCUUCCAUCAGACAAAUUAUUCAUGCAAAAAUGGAAAAAUAAGAGGAGGAACAAAUUUCACCAUUUUGGAGACUCCUCAAUUGGUGAACAAAAAAAAAUUUGCACUUAAACCGAAAGUCUACUGGAGCAAAAGGAGGCCCUUUUGGGAGGAAAAAAAUUCAAGGGGAAGCAUAACAAAAAUUAAGCAACAAGGAAGGAGUAAGGGAACAAAUACGAAUUAUCACCAAUGUGGAAAGGGCUCAUUAAAGAAUGUGGAAGACGAUUAUGCCCAUGCGGAGAAAGAUGUUUUAACCUUGAAGGGGGGAAUCCACAUCCGUUGUGGAUUUGCAGAGGGUGAGAAACAACCACGUAGGAACUUUUCCCUUAAUACUGACUCAACAUGUACAUUGAGCAGCACAUCUCUGCACAAUAGGACGCUCACAAAUGAACUGUUGUCCCCUCCAGAAAGGCGCACAAUACGCAUAAGAAGUAGUGAUGGAAAUAUUCAGAACAGAAGUUACACAACAUCCUGCAUAAACGAAACACCCACAAUAGGAAGGAGAAAAAGUUUGUCCGUGAACACUGUGUCCUUAGUGGAUGCAAAUAAAUAUGACACCAUGAGGAGUAGAAGUGUACAAUCCUGUGCGGCUUCCAUUGGACAGUCCUCCACCAGGUUGUCUUCUAACCUCGCGCGUGUUGGCAUGCCAAGACGAGGGGAAGGAGGCAACAGUGCACUGCGAACGGGUCACUCAUAUGAUGGAAGCCCUCUUAAGGGUGAUCAUCUUCUACCCCACAACAUUGUAGAAAAAGAGCCCCCAAUGGAAAAUGGAUCAAACGUAAUCUUCAUUAGGAGAAGUGAGAACAAGACAGAGCUGAAGAGUAUUUACAUGAAAAGGCUAGGGGAGAAAACGGGGGAGCCAUUUACUACACACAGGGAACAAGCAUGUCCUUGGGGAGAGAAACAUGGAAUGGUACGGCAAGUGAAUAAUAAUUCUUUAUAUGAGAAUCUACUAACCAGAUGUGAAUCCCCCAAUGGGCUUUUUCCAACUACUAACGACUCCAGGGGUGAGGAACUUCCUAUGUCCCCCCAAAAGGCCAUAACGCAAAACGGCCACAUGUGGGCCAAAAAGGGACGAAACAAAUCGGACAUGAACAGCACCACUGAUAGAAAGGUCAACAAACAGAUAAACCAUUUCAAUAAUGAGGAUAAAAGGAACAUUAAAUGUGAACCCUUCUGGGGUAGCCAUCUCAAAUGGGACUGUUUCACCAAUUCAAUAUGUUCCACUGACGAUACGUUUAAGGAGACUGAACAAAACUUCACCCCGUAUGAGUACACACAUUUAGGGGAUCCACCUCGAAAUGACAACCUGGACCUGAGGGGGAAUAACAAAAUAAGAUUCUUAUCGAGCAGUGAAAGGGGGAGAAGCCAAAACGGAGUGGCCAUUUCGGUUGGAGAUUUAAAUGGGACAUCUCAAUUUGGAAAGCCACGCGAGGAUGACUACCCUCCGGAUGAUCAGCUUCAACAUUGCUGCUACGCUGAUGGUAGAUUAGACUACUCAUGCAAGGUGGAGGACCACCCGAGCUCGACAAAGCGCUGCAUGCAUAUACCCGAUUUGGACCAAGUAAAUGAAAAGACGCAGUGUGUGGAAGGUGGAUGUGUCGGCCAGCAACACGGGGCAAGUUACGACCAGGGUGGGAAAUUACAUUCUGGAAGCAGCCACAGUGGUAACAGUCCUAACAAAACAGAACAGAUUGACAAAAGUGAUUACCAUUUGGGGAGAGACAUUAACAGGGACCAUUUAAUUAGUGGGACCAAAUUUCCCAUACACUUUUUCAACAUGAAUGAGGAAAGAGACACCAAGGAUGUGAUUGCUGCUACGGGAAGAAAUAAUGUACCGCCUACCCCGCCGCACAUGCAACAUUUUGAGUGUUCUUUCGCAAAUGUGAACAAGGGUGAAGCGGUCUCUGCGGUGGCUGCUGGUCGAUGUGGUGGCGAACUGCCUAACAGCUUGAGCAGUCCACCUGCUGACGCUCUGCAGAAGACUUCCAGCGAAGCCUUUACGAAUAAAUCCCAGAACAGUUAUCUGAUCGAGUGGUACCCUGGGUUUGACAUCCCCAUAGGUACCUAUGGGAGGGCCAUAUUGCGAAAAGCGCUACACCAAAAAAGAAUGACGGACGUGAAAAUGUGUGACGAGCUUUUAUCAUCCAAUGGCUUGUACCCUACCUCUAGGUCAACCUUCGGAGAUAUGAAAAUAAGGGACCUGUACAGAGCUGCCCACAUUUUAGGCAUAUGGAAUGUAGCUGAAAAAUAUUGCCUCCUGGCAUGCGAACGGAAUGGGUAUAAAAGGGAAUGGAUUGAUAUGCUCAAAAGGAGUGGCGUUAAAAUUACCAUCAAGGCACUGAAGGAAUUGAGGAGCAGGUACCUACUCCCUAAUAAAAACUUUUCAAUUUCAGGCAAGAAGAAAAAGAAUAACAAUAAUAAUAAUAAUCAUCGUCAUGCAAGGAGAGGGAAUAUCGGGGGGACAGACACAAAUAGGGCAGUCAGGACAAAAUGCGAAACAGGUAUUCAACCAGGCGACCCCAUUUUAGAAGCAUCUUCGCCCAUCCCCAAACACAUUUCUCAUAUGCCCAAUUUCUCACAUGAUGAUAAAGCAAGCACUACACCAAUGAGCUCUCUCCACAGUGCGAAAUGUAUGAGGGAAAAUAAAACAUCCUACCACAUAGAAGAACAGCAGAGCUACCUCUCCACAGUAGAAUCCCACAAGACAGACACUAAAAAAAAACCCAACCAGCUAAAUUGCACACCUCCAAGGAACUGUCUUCAUCAAAUUGGAAUUGCUAAUGAUGGACGGUGCCAAAUUAGUAGUAGCGGUAGGGUCGGAAAAACAGAUUUUGUAAAUACGCAUAAGGAUAACUUAUCUUCAACCCUCCAAAUGAGUAACACGAAUAUUGUAGGUUAUACAAAUCCUUCCAAUCAAAUGAGAGUAAAUAGCACGAGUAACAUUAUAAGCAAAAUUCCGUUUGGUUACUCAACACAAGAUAAAUUUUCCAACAUGGUAGUAGGACCCAUAAGUGGAGUGAUGGAGAAUGCCCCUGAAAUGUCAAAUGAAAUGAGUAUGGAGAAUUCCAACCUGCUUCAGAACACCUGCCACUUUGUUGAUACAAAUUUUCUGCAUGCAGGGGAAAAUUUUAUUCUUCAAAAUUGGGACUCCAAUGGAACAGCAACACUGGGAGAUACUAACGACAAUGCAGGAAUGACGACAAUUAGGGGGGACAAGGAACUUCAUAAUGAGAAUAUGCCUAUAAUGGGAGACCUCUCUAUGUACGAAUGUAUGCGGAAUGAUUAUGAUUUAGAAAUGGGAAUGCUUAAUGAUAUGUUUCACAGGGGGGGCAGCACAUCCGAUUCGUUUCACUAUUGGAGCAACUCUCAAAAUGGCACUGGCUUCGUUGACGAGUAUAUGUAG